AUGGAUCUAGUUUUCAAGAAAAAAAUAAAAACAUUACAUGGUACUUCAACUACAAUUAUAUCUCAAUUAUCAAAUGAUAAUAAUAAUUGUUCAUCUUAUUAUUUACUGCAUCCAUAUCUAGUUCUAUUACCAGGUGUUGAAACAACAUUUCUUCCAGUACGUAUUCAAAAAUCUAUUUAUUCAAGUAAAACAAAAAUAAAAACGAAUCGAUCAACAAAUAUCGAAGUAUGUGGAAAGUAUCAUGAUAAUAUAUGGGGUAUAGACCAAGAAGAAAUAUAUAGUCUUGAUCUAUGGAUAUUUCCAAUGGAUAAUAAAAUCGAAGAACCAAUAUUUACAUUUGAAGGUGCUGUUAUUCAACAAGUUCAAGAUAUAUCACAUUUACUUCCAUCACCCAAAAUUAUUCUUAAUAAUCAACUUAAUUCUAUUGGUAAUCAAGAUUUAAUUGAAUCAAUAGAACCAUUUAAUGAAUUAACUACUUAUUAUGCUCAAAUGGCAAUAAAAGAUCUUGAUUUGGAUCAACAAUAUCAUCCAUUAUUAAAUGCAUGUCGUUCUCUUGCUUCAACUUUACAUGAAGGAGUAAUAUGGCAUUCAACACAACUUCGUCUUAUUCAAUUAAUUCAACGUUUUCCUCGUUUAAAACCAUUUUUAAUAAUAUUAAAUAAAUAUGGUUUACAUUUAAAAGAUAUUCUUAGUGGAGAAAAAAGUGGAUUAGAUAUAUUUUUUGGUGAUGACGAAAUUGGACAAAGUUUUCAACAAAUUAAAACUCUUAUCAGGGCAACUAAAACACAACAAAUUUUUCAUACUAUUUGUCAACAUUUACAAUUACAAUAUGAACGACAAACGAAAGAUGAUAAUUCAUUUGAAAAUUAUCGAUUACGUAUAUUUUGGUUAACUGAUAGUCAUUGUUCAGAUGUUUUACCUAUUCUUGAUCUUUUUCUUAGUUUAUCACAACAAACAGGUUUAUUGAUUGAUGUACAUUAUGCAGAUUCUGAUCCAACACAACUUGCAAAUGCUCAACAAACAUUUAAUACACAUCUAACUAAUCAAAUAAAAAAUUUAUCUAUUAUUUAUGAUGAAACAAUUGAUUUAUAUGAUAGUAAAACACUUGAAAAAAUACCAUUCGAAUCAUUUGAUAUUAUAUUUUCUUCCAAUCAACUUCAAGGAAAUCAAGAUUUAACAAAUUCUUUAAUUGCUCUUCGUCGUUUACUUGUUCCUAAUGGUCUUCUUUUAUUACUUGAAUUAGUUCAUGUUCCUCUUUAUUUUGAUCUUAUUUUUUGUUUCUUUGAUCAAUGGUGGUCAUCAUCUGAUGAUGAUAAUUGUGCAUUAAAAAAUAUUCAACAAUGGGUGAUAUUAUUAGAACAAAUCGAAGGAUUUCAUAUUAUUGAAUCAACAACAAAUCAAAAUGAAAGCACAUUAAUUAUUAGUCAAAAAACAACAUCGAAUGAUAUAUUACAAAGACUUGAUGAAAGAAAAAAUCAGUUAUGGUUAAUAUUUACUAAAGAUGAUAAUAAUAGUUUUGGUCAUAUUCUAUCAUCAUUGUUACCAUGUUCAAAUAUUAGAAUUUUUGAUAUUCGUCAUUCAACUUUCGAUACUAUUUGUUUUGGAAUAUCAGUUUUAUUAACUACUUAUAAACAAGUAUCUAUUAUUUUUGCAUGGCAACUUGAUCAAAAAUUACUUAAUGAAAAUAAUGAUGACGAUUUAGCAUUGAAACAAAAUGAAGAACUUAUAUGUGAAACAUUAUCAUGUAUUCUUCAAACAUUUCAAAAAUCAUCACCAUAUUUUUAUCCAUUUGUAUAUGUUCUUACAGAUCAUGCUCAAUUCAAUAAUGAUUCGAAUCUUAAUAUAAUUGCAUCACCAUUUAUUGGUCUUGCACGAAGUUUAAUAACUGAAUAUGAACGAAAUCGAUUAAAACUUAUUGAUCUUCGAACAUCAUUAGAUAAUAAAUUAAUAUUUAUUCAUAUUUUAAUAGAAUAUAUGAUUAAUUCAAGAUAUUCAACUAAUACUUGCCAAGUUGUUCUUCGUCUUAAUCAUACAAAUGAAAAUGAAGUUCAACAUUUAACAUGGCAUUAUGAAAUGUUACAAAAUAAUGAUGAACAAAAGAAAUCUAAAUUAGAACAAAUAUCUAUUAUUCCUAAACGAGAUGCAGAUCAAAAACCAUUUUGUAUUUGUGUACCACGAUCUUGUUUUCUUUCUGAAUUAACAUGGAUCGAAGAAGAUAGUGAAGAAGAACUAUUACCAUCAGAUAUGGUAGACUGA
Molecule: messenger RNA, 2256 nt
Organism: Adineta steineri
Lineage: Eukaryota; Metazoa; Rotifera; Eurotatoria; Adinetida; Adinetidae
Source: the annotation of a GenBank genome assembly